This is a messenger RNA of Uloborus diversus, 3721 nucleotides long. It is a transcript of the gene mus201, whose product is annotated as DNA excision repair protein ERCC-5 homolog. Gene Ontology annotation, molecular function: DNA endonuclease activity; single-stranded DNA binding. NCBI's taxonomy places the organism in Eukaryota, Metazoa, Arthropoda, Arachnida, Araneae, Uloboridae. The transcript has a single exon. Gene Ontology annotation, biological process: nucleotide-excision repair. The coding region runs from base 145 to 2691 and encodes 848 amino acids. Gene Ontology annotation, cellular component: nucleus. The record is from RefSeq and is a predicted model, not a curated record.
UUAUGUAAGCAUAUCUUUAUUUCCAUCUUUAUUGUAGAUCCUCAAAAAUCGAGUCUAUAAAAGAGAUUUUCAUACAAGUAAUGAACAGACAAUGUGUUUUAGAAUGAAUUAAAAGCUACGCAAUAAACUGUAUUACAAAAUAUCAUGGGAGUUUUAGGUCUUUGGCAGCUUUUGGCUCCGGUUGGGCAACCAGUGACUUUGGAAUCUUUGGAAAACAAAAUAUUUGCUGUUGAUAUUAGCAUUUGGUUGAACCAGGCGUUAAAAGGUUAUCGAGACUCUCAAGGCGGAUCUGUGCCAAAUGCACAUUUAUUGAGUUUAUUUAGUCGAUUAUGCAAAUUACUGUUUUAUAAAAUAAAACCUAUUAUUGUCUUUGACGGGGGAUUUCCUGAAUUGAAGAGGCAAACCAUAUACAAUAGACAUCAAAGAAGGGCUACAGUGAAACAAAAUACUCGCAAUUUAGGACUGAAAAUCUUAGCUAACUACGUAGAGAUGCAAAGUAUGAACAAAGGAAAAAGUGACAAAGUAGUUUUAAAUACAAAAGAAAAGGCGCGUGAUGAAAUUUUCAAGCUACCCCCACUGCCUGAGAACAAUUUUGAUGGUGAAUAUGAAAGUUCUAGUUUCGGAGAAGCAGAAGAAGUAAAAUUCGGUAAUUUCAGCCGAGAAGAUAUAAAAUACUUGAAUCAAAUCGAUCUUGAUUCUGACGAUUUUAACUGUCUCCCUCCUGAUGUUAAGCAGGAAAUCUUAAGCACUCUGAAAGAAAGUAGAAAGCAUCGCACGUGGGAUCAAUAUGAAGAACUUCCGGAGGAGUCAAAUGAAUUUUCAAAACAUCAAAUGAAGUGCUUGUUGAAGAGACGUAACAUUCAAAGUAAAUUAGAGCGGGUGCAAAAAGAAAUUAGGGAAAUCAAUUCAGCUGAGUUUGUUUCCAACUAUACCAGUGAUCAUGUGAUUGGAGAAACAAAUAAAAUUAUGUCUGAUGAUUGUUCGUAUUAUGUUCUUUUGAAGAAAAUGAUUAGGAAAAAUGAAACAAGCUCUAAGAAAAAUGUCACUGAUGAAGCAAGCUCUGCAUCAGUAAUGCUUGAUACAAAAAAUUUAUUUAUUAAAGAUAUGGAAAACAUUGAUGUUGAUGCAGUAGAAAAUGAAGUAGAUGUUAAAGUUUCAGAUGUAAAAAUUAAAGAAGAAAAUUUUUCUUCUAUUAGUUAUGAAGAUGAUGAAGAUGUUGAUAACCCACCUCUACAAGAGGCAAUAAUAACAUCUCUUAAAGAAGUUAAAAAGGCUGAUGAGUCUGAUAGCCUUAGUUCAGAGUCAGAAAUGUUGCCGCCUGAUUCUUCAAUAGAACAGAAAGAGAUUGUUUUCAAAUUAGGAGAAAAUCUGCACAAGAAUAAAUCAGCUAUAAGUUCUGCCUUUGAUUUAAAGCCCUGUCUUGUUUCAGCAGAAGUAAAUGAAGUUGAUUUAGAAGGGAAAGAAAGCUCAGUUAAUCAAGUUUGUGAUGACGAAGUUCAAAUUUUGCCUGAAACAAAUGAAUCAGGCUUUCAAACUAAGAAGUUAUUGGAUGAAACUGUCAGCAUAGAAUCAUCUAGUGAAGAAGAGCUUAUACCAUGUGAUGAAAUUGAUGGUGAUGAAAUCGUCAUUCCAAAGCAAAAUACAAAAUGUGAGAAAAUUACUCAGCCAGAAGAUAUUAACUCUGAUUUUAAAAAUGUUGCUGAUGAUGUGUUUGACUCAAGUUCAGUUACACAAUUAAGUGCAAUAAAAAAUACCCCUGAUUUUGAUAUAGUAGAGAAAUGUACUGCUACUUCUUCUGGAAAUGAAACAUUAAGUGAAAAUGUUCAUGAAGAAAGUCGGCAGGUUUCAACUAGUGAUACCAAACAGUUGACCGCUGAAGAGAGUUUUGACAAUUUGGAAUUGCAAGAACACCUUGAAUCUGCUACUGCUUUGCUUGAGGCAGAAAAAGCAAAAUUAGAUCGCCAGUCCAACACAGUAGAAGCCCACAUGGUUGAAGAAUGUAAAGAGCUUUUGAAACUCUUUGGAAUACCAUACGUCGUUAGCCCUUUGGAAGCUGAGGCACAAUGUGCUUUCUUUGAUAGCAUUGACUUGACAAAUGGAACGAUUACAGAUGACAGUGAUGUGUGGCUAUUUGGAGGAAAAAGAGUUUACAAAAAUUUUUUUACUCAACAAAAAUUUGUCGAGUUCUACAAAGAUAAAGAAGUGUUUUCCCAUUUUGGAUUGACACGGGAAAAGCUCAUUAAUUUUGCACUUCUCACUGGAAGUGAUUAUACUCUUGGAAUUGAAGGCGUAGGGCCAGUGACUGCUAUGGAAAUUAUUAGUGAGUUUAGUGGAGAAGGAAUCGAUGCUCUUCAUAAAUUUAAAGAAUGGUGGAAUGAAGCAAAAGUACAUGCUAACCCACCAAAAAACAAAAUUAGAGCAAAACUCCUCAAGCUAGAUCUGCCUGCUAACUUUCCUGAGGAUAAUGUUGUUGAUGCUUACUUAAAUCCUGAAGUUGAUAGCUCUGCUGAAAAGUUUUCUUGGGGUCGUCCAGAUUUAGAUGCCUUACGAGAUUACGCAAGAGAGAGAUUUGGUUGGAAUAAAAGUAAAGUCGACGAUGCUUUGCUUCCGGUAAUUAAAAAGUUGAAUGAACGGACUACACAGUCUCACUUGGAUAGUUUCUUCACCAUGAAUUUGAAAAAAACAGACUGACUUAUUUCCUAGCAAACGAAUAAUGUCUGCUUUGAAAAAAAAUGACGUCUCCUGAAAAAAAUGAAACUGCAGAGGAAGGAAACUCUGGAAAAAACCUAAAACGACGUUCAAAAUCUUCUAAAAAGGCUAUCCCUCCUAAAGUGAAAAGGAAAACAGAUUCAAAAUGCACAACGAGAAAAAAUAAAGUGAAACCAAACACAGUAAUGCUUAGUGAAGAAAGUUCUGAUGAUGAAAUGACGUGACUUCAUCCUAAAACUUUUAUAAUAUCUGAAAGGAAAUGUAAUUACUUUUUUAAAUUAUUGUUUUUUUUUGUACAUUAGAUGAUUUUAAAAAGUAUGAAUUAUGACCAGCAUUAUUAGCCAUCGUACACCCAGGUGCAUUUCUGACUGGUUUUCAGAAACAUUGUGAAUUGUCCAUGACCUAUAAGUCCAGAAGAAAAUGAAUAAAGGUGUGAGGGAUCUUGUCUCCUGCAAAUUCUCAGAUAUAUACAUAUUAUGUUUUUUGGCAUUUUGAAUCAAAAAUAUUUAUGCUUAGUGGAAUGAUGUGACUAAUAAUACGAUUAUAUUUACAACAUAUGUAAUGUUUUCAAAAUCCACUGAAGUGCUUUAUGUUAAAACAUCCUGCCUUUUGGAUAGCUGGGAUUGAUUUUUUUUGGAUAUUUAUUUUAUUGGGUAAAAAUGUUUUUCUAAAAUAUUAUUCUUGAACCAAAGCAAGUCCUUUUCUGUAGAUUCAAUGUGAGGUCAUGUUUAAAUGCAUUGUUACUUUACAGAAAAAAAAUUGAAUAACUUCAGAAUAAAAUCAAUUUAGUUUUUUUUUCUUCAACUAAAGAUUUUCCCUCUUGUUCCCCUUUUAAAUUUUAUAAAUAAAUGAUUGAAAAAAUAUGUAUGAAUAGUUGUGCUCUAUCAUUAAAAGGUAUGUACAGUAGAGUCAGGGUUAUCCACCAUACCAGUGACAUUUACAUUUUUUUAUUUAAUUAAUGCUACAAAAAUCAUUGGAAAAUAGUAUGCUGAUAACUUGCAGGUGUCAGUGA